Molecule: messenger RNA, 378 nt
Organism: Apis dorsata (giant honeybee)
Lineage: Eukaryota; Metazoa; Arthropoda; Insecta; Hymenoptera; Apidae
Product: zinc finger protein 775-like
Exons: 2
Coding region: 1-378 (125 amino acids)
Source: RefSeq, a predicted model, not a curated record
AUGAUACGCCACUUUAAGUACGAGUGCGGGACGCCGCAGAGAUUCGAGUGCCCUUACUGCAAACAUCAUCUCCGCCAACAGAGGGGUAAAGAGAGAACGGAGGUGGAGCGAUUCCACGCCCGUUCCGGCCGCGUGUUCACUAUCGUGAGGCGGGACGGGAUGUACGAGUGCCCGAGUUGUCGUAACCUCUACAAAUGGAAGAAAUCGAUGCUGUCCCAUUUGAGGAAUCAGUGCAAGCAACCACCCCGAUUCGAGUGCCCCCACUGCACGAUGAAGAACUACCAGAAGUCGCACAUGAUACGCCACUUGCGGGUCCACCAUCCCCAGCUCAGCCAAACGUUCUGGGAUCGAAAGCUGAACGGUUUCUUCCGGCUGUAA